CCAGCCAGCAAAUCCUACAUGGCCGAGCUCUGCAGUCUGAUAUUUUGUAACAAGACAACAUAAUAUGCUUUAACUUGUACCGCAGAUCGCACGCACAAAAUGCAAGACGAACAGCACCAUCCGCUGGUCGAUGCGCUUCGCUCGAUCGGCACUGCAGCGCUGGACGGGCUAUAUAGCUCCUUAUGUGCAGCGGGCUGCGUCGGCUCCGUUCGCCUGGCCUGCUCCGGACUUCGGCGCCUGAUCGACAGCUCCGUGCACGAGGUGCGCUUUGCAUACCCGGUGGAGCUGCCUGUGGACCAGUGGCCCUCGCUCUCAACCUGGCCCCGAUGUGAGCGGCUGGCUGUGACGGAGCGGGACGAAGACGACGCCGGGUACUUCACCUUUAGGGAGCUGCAGGAGGUGGUGGAGGGUGUGCAGGUGUGGCUGCUCAACCAGCCGGCCGCAUCCCUGGCGCGCAUUCGCGAGUUGAGGCUCGACCUGUGGGCGGAACCGGAAGGCGAGGACAGCAGGCGCUUCGUCUCUGCGCCAUUCAUCGCGCUACUGGCGCGGCUGCUGCCAAACCUCCAGGCAUUGGAUAUGGAGGCGACGUCGAUUGGGCACAUGCCGUGCUGCCAGGCAGAGCUGAGGGCGCUAGUGCUCGGCGGACUCGCGCGCAUGUCGCAGCUCGAGAAACUCGCCCUGCCUUGCACCAAACCGCUGGCGCUGCUGCUUCAGCACUAUCAGCAACAGCAGCAACAGCAGCAGCAGCCGGGCAGCUCCCUUUUCCCCAGGCUGCGCGAGCUGUCUAUCAGACAGGGGAGCUGUUGUGAUGCCUCCGCUGUGGGCACAAUUGCAUCAGGCAUUGCAUCAAUCAGCGGGCUACAGAUUCUUGUCCUGGAUGAGUGCUUGCCACACCAGGACGCAGCCAGCCUAUUCAUGCUCCUUGACUGCCUGCCGCCGAGCCUGUCCACCUUCCGGAUACACAACCACAUCUCAAAAGGGUCGUGGGACUGUGGCCGCUUGGAGAUGGAGCUGACGUUUGAGGCCGGGCAGCUCCGCGACGUUUGCUGCGGGAGUCAGCACCCAGGCUACCGCAGCCUAGCGCUGCUCGCCAGGGACGUACUGCUGCCGCUCAUGCGGCGCGGCGCCAGCCGCUGCGGCGGCGGCGACACCAGUGGCACAAGCGGCACAAGCGGCAGCAGCACAAUGCGGCCGCUGCGGCUCCUGCACCUCGAGACACUGUCACUGCGGACGCACCGCAGCCUGCCUGUCCCGGUGGCGCCGCUGGAGGGGAGUGAGCUGGCCGCGAUGCGGGAGCUGGUGCGGGGCUGCUCCCAGGUGGUUGUGGACACCCUGAGGUUGUCUCUGGACAUGCCAGAGCCGGCCGCGCUUCAGGCGAUGGAGGUGCUCGGCCUGCCGGGAAGUCUUGAGGUGAACGCCUUGCCAGAGUGCGACAGCACCUUCUCGGGGUACUGCCUGCGAGUGCGUGUUUCGCCGCCACCUCCGUCUUGGCCUCAGGACCGGGGGCCGGGCGAGCAGCUCCCAGGAGUGCGGCAGCAGCCGCAACUGCAGCAACAGCAGCCGCAGCACCAGCAGCAGCCGCAGCAGCACCCGCCGGUCAUAGGAAUGCCGCCUGAGGUCGUGCUUUCGCGAGCUGUGCAGCUGCUGCUGGCGCUGCCUCCCCUGCCCGCCGCCGCUGCAGCGUCAGCGUCAACGGUAUCAGCAGCGGCUGGCGGUCCUCCGCUCGCCCCAGCACUGGAAGCUGCUGAACUUGACGGCGUACGCCCACAGCAGAUGCUGGUGCUGCGAGGGCCGCUGGUCGCGGGGCUUGCGAUGGCGCCGCAGGCUCUGUCGGGCUGGCUGGAAUGGCUCGGCGAGCAAGCCGCGGCGGCCGUGGCCGCUGGGGCGGCGGACGGCGGCGCAUGGGCGGAUGACGACGCGUCCGAGGGCGAGGCGAUCUGUAGAUGCCAAGUGGUGCCGAGUGUGCCGGCGCUGCUGCUGCAGAUGCAUGGCCAGGCGGGCGGUUUUGCGGCGCUGCAUUCUGUGGUCCGCAAAGUGGCGCCUGCGACUCAGCUGGACGUGGUUGCGGUGGAGACGUCGGAGCGACUGCAGGAGAAAACCGGAAAGCUGCAACUGAGCAUGCCGCUGCUGCGGAGCCUGCAGCAAGUCUUGGAUGAGGGCGUGUGGCGGCACGCGAUGUCGGCGGAGGGUGCGGUGGAAGCGGAGGCGGCGGGCGGGUUUGCGCAGGCGGCAGGCCGUGCCGGCGCAGCGCCCCCAGGGGUGGCGGUGCCGCUGCAGGAACAGAUUCGAUGGCUGCAGGGGCUGGGGCGGACAGUGGCUUCGGAGCUGCCGCGACAGCAGACUUUCAUGUGGUGAGACGGCUGUGGAUGCUGUGGUGUGGUGGUCAUGGGCCCGUGGCUGUGGGGUGGCAAAGUGUGUUGACAUAGUGUCAGAAUAGUAGAAGGGAAAGGGUCAUAGUGUCAGAGUGCGUUGAUGACUUGAUAUACCGUACCGCCAGAUAUGUCAAUUGUUGGCAUGGAUGGAGCGGUUUGCUGAGGUGCGUGCGCGGGGCGAUUAAUGAGCCCCGGGGGAGCUGUGCAGGCGCCUUGGCAGGCCCGUGAUGAGCUCUUGGUGCCGGCAGAUGCACGCAGCAUUACAGAGAUGGGACAAGCAAGGGCAUGGAGUUGAAUCCAUUGCAGGAUGAUGCGGGGCCCCAACACCACGGUUGCACAGUACCGGUAUGUGACUGUUGGCGCCGGCACAUUGUAGGAGGCCGGUUUGGGGGCCUGUGAGGAUGGCCGAUGUCACAGCCGACGUCAGUCUGGUGUUCGAAACCGUCGGCUGUGACGCGCUGGCCGCUGAUGUGUUUGAGUAGGCCAAGAGGUGCUUCCUGACUCCAGAGGGCACCACCAUGGGGCGUUCGCUAGUUGCUGAUGAGAGUGUGGGACAUACUUGUUUUACAAAUGGUGUACGAUGUCCCGUAGUUUGAGGUUUGGGGGUGAUACCAUCGAGGCCUUGGGAUCCGCCUUGGCACGCCAGUCUACCGUACUGACAACACUCAAACGAUUU
This is a messenger RNA of Chlamydomonas reinhardtii, 3048 nucleotides long. RefSeq lists its product as uncharacterized. The coding region runs from base 100 to 2355 and encodes 751 amino acids. The transcript is spliced from 3 exons. The record is from RefSeq and is a predicted model, not a curated record. NCBI's taxonomy places the organism in Eukaryota, Viridiplantae, Chlorophyta, Chlorophyceae, Chlamydomonadales, Chlamydomonadaceae.